CAAUGUGGUUCCAUCACUAAUUUCACAGAAAGAAAAGGAAGAAAAUUACAUGAGAAGCAGCAAGGAAAAACUAUAUUUUCUUCGCCCAUCAAAUUGAAUUAAUUCAAUAUUCAACAUUUGUUAACGAAUUCAGGUAACAAAGCCAACUCAGUCCAAAACAGAGAGCCAAUAAUACAACUUGUGAGCAGUGAACGAUUAAGAGAGCAGCGGCAAGAAGACAGAAAAAAUUGACGAAGGCAAAUUCAUUUCGACUGCGGCGCUGAAAGAGGCGCCCUCGGCCUCGCUCUAAUCGCCAUAGGCAAUUAACGUCACCAGCGGCCCAUUUUACAAUAGACUGCGGCUUGCAUCAGUCAUAUGGUCUACCACACCAUGGACGAGUCGGAUGAUUCUCGCCCCAGCUCGGGUUCCAAUUCGUCAGAAUCCUGUUCAAAUUCUCCCAUUAAGGAAACGUCAAAUGCAAAUUCCGGUCAUGGCAUAUCAGUCAAUUCUCAGAACAUGGACAGAUCUGUGCGAGCCGGAUCCACUAGUAGCUCGUCAUCCAAUUCUAGUUCCAGUUCCAGUCGCAGUGGCAUAUCCAAGGGUUUGACAAAGAAAAGCUCCAGCAGUAGUAGUGGCAGUGGAAGUGGCAGCAGUAGUGGAAGCAGCUCCUCCAGUGAGGAUGAAGGCGAUUCAACUAGGCCUCCACCGCCGGCUGAAAUAGCAGCUUCAAUUGCUGCUGCAAGUGCAUUGACAAGUGCAGAAGGUCAAGCAGAAGCUGUACUCAAAUCACAAUCACCCUCAUCGGGACACAGUCGCAGCCGUAGUCGUAGCCGCAGUCGCAGCAUUAGUCCACAGUUGUACAAUCAAGCUGCCGUGGAUCUCAAUAUAAGUCACGAAGAUCUAAGCGAUGUGAGUGACAUUGAGGCAGAUGAGAAGCGGGCGCCGUCCAAAAAUUCACUCAAUCUUGAUGAGGAUGAGGAUGAGGACGGAGCCAUCUCGGAUGACUCAUUGCCGGCGCAGGUUAAUGGCAAGGCCAAGACUAGUAGCGAAGAUGACACUCAAACGUCUCAUAAGUUGGAAGAACCUCCUUCUUCUAAUGGCCGUGCAGUGGUUGACGCAAAGGUGCUUGAGGAUCUGGUUAAGACCCACGAUGAUGAUGAUGCCCUUGACUUUGAGGCCGAGGAGGGCGAAUGUCCCGAACUUAGUAACAAAGUUGUGGGUGUCGAUGUAGAUGGAGAAGCUGAAGAAACACCUGAUGAAACGAACAAAGCCAAGCUAAAUGACAACGAAGAUGGCGAGGCUGAGAAGGAUGAGGAAGCAAAGGAGGUUGAGGCGGCGGCCAACAAGAAAAAGCAACAUGAUGAAGAGGAACUAGAAGAGGGCGAAGUAUCUGAUGAGGAUGAGAAGCGUCCAGAGGAGACAGAACCAAAGCCAGUGUGUCGUUUUUAUACGCGUGGCCAAUGUACUUGGGGCAUGAGCUGUCGCUUUUUGCAUCCAGGCGUGACCGACAAAGGCAAUUAUACCAUGUUUGAGAGUCUGGUUCGUUCGGUACCCAUGCAGGGUGGUGGGGCUGGCGGUGGAAGCAGCGUUGGAGCUGGCGUCAGUGGUGCCGGUGUUGGUGGUGGUUUAACCAGCGGAUCACGUGUGCCUAGUGGUGUAUACAGUUCACAUGCAGCAGCUACCGACUAUCACGAUUAUCGGAAUGAGCGCCCGCCACUGCAUCAUCGGUCAUCGGCUAUUGUCCAUCAUGGUCCAAGCAUCUAUGGUGGGGGCCAUCAUGAGUCGUCUCGCCCGGUACUUUUGCCAUCGGAGGUGCCUGUUGUGGUGGAGAAUGCCUGGGAGCGAGGCUUACGCACUGCGAAGGAAAUGAUGCGUAAGGCCAAUAAACGCAAGGAGCAGGAUAUGGAUUUCGAGGAUAAAAAAAUGAAUCUGACACUGUCGCCCGACGAGCUGGAAAAGGAUCCCUAUUAUCUUAAGGAGCGUGGCGGCGGUGUCGCUUCUCCACCCCCGCCGAAUGCGUACUCGGUUUUUGGUCCACCUCUGCCCGAGCGCUAUGGGUCGCGUGGCCAGUACAUGCCACCGCCGUACGAGGAUGUCGAUGCCUAUGGCAGGAUGGCCCGUUACCGUGAGCUACCACCGCAUCGCAUGCCACAUUAUGAGGACGAUCGUCGUUUGCGUCCUGCACGUGAGGUGAUCGUACAACGUGUCGAGGCUGUUGGUCGUGGUGAUGAAUGGAGCGAUCCUUGGAUGCGUUCAAAAUCGAUGGGACGUGGCUCCUAUGAGCGCGAAGAGCGUCGUCGUCGCGAUCGUCGCAGUUAUAGCAGCAAUUCGUCGUAUUCCACAUCGAACAGUUCGCAAAGUGAGUCAAGUUCAGAUUCAUCACGUUCCAGCAGCCCAUCCGAUCAUAAGCGACGCUAUGGGGGAUCGGCUUCACAUCACAAAAUGAUGUCAGCGUCAUCCUCAACACGUCGACACCAUCCAGGACGAACGGGUGCACGUUCACCAAGUCAGAUACCAAGACGCCCCAGGAACUCAUCGAAGACGAGCCUAUCGCCAUCGUAUAAGCGUCCUGCUCUGGAAAAGCGUGGCGCUGGCGGUCAUAGUCCAGCUUCGAAACGAAAAAAACUAACAUCGCCGCCGGUGCCUAAGAAAUUUGAUAAGUUAAGACGUCGCCGUAGUUCCAGCACUUCAGAUUCAGAUUCCUCGGAUACCUCAUAUUCCGAUUCGGACUCGGGGUCCUCAUCAUCGGAUAGCUCGUCAAGAUCGCGUGAGACGCCUCAAAAGCAGCGUGUACGUGCCACAGACAAGGCUCUCAAUGAGCGUAAAUUAAUUAAAAAGCCUGCUGAACAACCAACUAAGAAACGUUCACCUAUUUCCAUUGAGAUUAAGAAGACAUCGAACAUGGUCGGUGUCUCGGCGCUGGCCUCACCCACCAACUCAGCCGAUUCCGAUAAGGAGAAGGAUCACAGCAAUAGCAACAAAGAUAAGGACAAGGAAAAGGAGAAGGAUGGCAAAAAAUCGCGUCGCGAAGAGCUGCUCAAGCAAUUGCGUGCCGUUGAGGAUGCCAUUGCUAAGAAGCGUUCCAAGCUAUCCUGAUAACCUGUUAAUCGAGGACAACUAUCAUUUACAUUUACAAUUACAAUUAUAUUUACAUUUAA
Drosophila willistoni is the source of this 3137-nucleotide messenger RNA. RefSeq names its product zinc finger CCCH domain-containing protein 18. NCBI's taxonomy places the organism in Eukaryota, Metazoa, Arthropoda, Insecta, Diptera, Drosophilidae. The record is from RefSeq and is a predicted model, not a curated record. Gene Ontology annotation, molecular function: metal ion binding. Bases 355 to 3075 code for a protein of 906 amino acids. The transcript has 7 exons.